UGUGAGCACAUCUCAUUUGCUUCGCAGCGAAGCUUCUCAGAUAAUGCAGCUCCGGUCAGGCCGCCGCCUAGUCCCGUCGCGGCCGUCUGCGGCGCCGCAAGGAGGUGCCCGUCGCGGCUGUCCCCGGCGGCGCCCAGAGGAAGGCGACGGCGGUGGUGAGGACCGGCUCAGUGGCCUACCCGAGGAGCUGAUCCUAGAGGUGCUCGACCGCCUCGGUUGUGCCCGUGAAGCUGCGCGCACUAGCGGCCUCUCCCGCCGCUGGCGUGGCCUCUGGACCCACCUUCCCGUCCUGACCUUCGACGGCAUGAAUCCCGAUUCGCUCGGCGGCGCGCUCGCCCGGGUGCGCCCCGAGCGGAACCGCCUCGUCAUCCGCAUCUACCCGGGUGCCACGCUCUCCGCCGCGCGUGUCUCCUCGCUGCUCAACGCCUCGGCCCGGAUCGCGCCGAAGGAGCUCGUCGUCGAGCUGGAUAGGUACAGCCGCGGCGUCCGCGUCAAGCUGCCGCGCUUGAUCCAGAACCUUGCCUCUGCACUCUCCGAGGCCGGCAAGUUCGCCGCGCUCGAGAGCCUGGCUCUCGUCCCGUGCUGUGUCGACCCGAGCGACCUGCUCCCCCUCUGCCCGUGCCUGCGCAGGUUUGAGGCGCAGUGCCACUAUAACUGGACUCUCGACACGCUCGAGGUCCAUUCGGAGUCACUCGAGGAGCUCGUCUUGGGAAUCCAACAUCGGUCGUCCAUGCCACAGCAUGUCAACAUUGCGACGCCCAUGCUCAAGAAGUUCAUGUUGAGAUCCUACGGGUUCCGCUUCGCCAUGUCCUUCUUGGCGCCCAAGGUGGAGGAGUUUUCAUUGGAGAUGGAGUGUGGUUUGUCCAGAGUUGGGUUUGGCGAGAAAUGGCACCUCCUGUGGUUGAGCAUGGCCACGGCGUGGACUAACAGAUAUGGGCAGUUCCCUCGAGUCCGCGUCCACACCCUGUCCCUGACGAUAGCAGCCCGCGAUCGCUAUUCUGCUGCAGCGCAGAGCUUCGCGCAGGAAAUAGCACGUCUUCCAGUGUCCCACUUCUCUGUGUUGGAGUUGCGUCUCCGAACGGAGGGGCGUGGUUUUGGAGCGCUUGUGUUGCACCUGCUCCUGCUUCGAACCACCAUAGAGGCUUAAGGUGGCCCUGUUGCGAAACUAUGUAAUUAUCCACCUUUCUCAUUUGUCUUCUGCGAAUAUCUUCAGUUUAUAUCAUUUAUAUGUGUUGAUUCUCAAAUAUUUGAAGUUUCCAUAAAACAAUAUGCUUUCAUACUUUUUAGUUUGGAGAAUGCUUAAAGAAUUUUGACUGUGAUCAAGCUAGCAAUUGGAGAAAUGAACAUAUCUCCUUACCCAAUCUUCAAGUGGUAGAAUUUGAAGGCUUUCAUGGAGCGGAUCAUGAAGUUGAUUUCCUAAAAUUUCUGUUCCAAUCUGCACCAAUGCUGAAGAGAUUGACCAUUGAACUGUCCGCUGAGAUUUCUCCAGAUAUUCAAGGAUGCCAGGAACUCUGCAGUAUCCUUAAGGCGAAUGCUUCUGUGAAAUGCUAUGUUUAUGACAGAUCUGGACAGAAGAUUUCAUUUGCAUGAUUAGCGUGCGUCUGAGUGUAACAAGAAAUCUGACCCUGAUGCUUAUGUCUAGGGAAACCUGAAGUGAUGCUCGUUUGUUAAUCUUUCUUUGAUGCCAUGCUUAAGAUUUUCACAGUUCUUGGA
Molecule: messenger RNA, 1713 nt
Organism: Setaria italica (foxtail millet)
Lineage: Eukaryota; Viridiplantae; Streptophyta; Magnoliopsida; Poales; Poaceae
Product: F-box/FBD/LRR-repeat protein At1g16930
Exons: 2
Coding region: 44-1147 (367 amino acids)
Molecular function (GO): protein binding
Source: RefSeq, a predicted model, not a curated record